GGUGGUGGGUGGAGACGGCGAAGUCGAGAUCGGAUCGGUGGCGACGGAUUUGUGCGGAACAGCAGGCAGCUCACCCUCAGUGGACGGCCGGCAGUGGGCAGUGCGCAUGCGCGGCGGACGGUGCAAGACGGGGUUUGGCUGCUUGGUGUGCGGGUCGGGGGAAAAAGGGAGUAGGUUUGACGGAGAGACGGACGGACACGGUGCUACCACCUGAUACUCUCAUAGUGAUUCAGGCCGACACUUGGUAUUGGACCCCGACGUCGUAUGAAAGCUCAUAAAGAAACCAUCCAUGCACAACCAUCUUAAAUCCAACCAAUAUUUGCAUUGCAUGGAGGAGUAGGUCAUCCUGCCCUCAAGCCAAUUCAAAACGUCGACUGUACUUCUUCCUAGAGAUGCUACCUGGCCUGCUGCGUUCACCAGCAACUUUGAUGUGUGUUGCUCCAAUUCACUGAGAUCUUGGUUUCAACUCCACCGUCAUGAUUGUCCCUCUAUCCUUGAUUUCCUCUUUGUUCCCAAAAAGACGAAAUGCACAUAAUGUCAAUAAAGAAAAUGUCUCCAGUGAAAUCUGCAAGAAAUUAAAUUGAGUAUAAAAAAGUUGUCACUCACAAGCUAAACAAUGAAUUGGAAUAAAGGAGGUGGUGGUGCAAAGAGGGGCUUUGGUUUUGGUGGUUUUGCUAUUACACCAGGGAAGAAGGAAGAACCAAAACUACCAAAGGCAGCACACUCUGUAUUCGGUUCACUGGGCCCAUCAAGUGGCUAUGGGAAAACCCAACCGGCUCAGACACCUUGCUUCUAUAAAGUGGGAUCUAAGCGGCCAAACUUUGAUGAAGAAAAUGCGUAUUUUGAAGAUGAUGAUGAAGAAGACAGUUCAGCCAAUGUUGACUUGCCAUACAUACCUGCAGAAAAUUCUCCAACCAGACAACAAUUCUCUAGUAAAGCUGAGGACUCUGAUGACAGCGAGGAGGACCCUUUGGAUGCGUAUAUGGCUGAAGUGGAGGACCAAGCAGCAAAAGAUAUAAAAAGACUUGAUGAAAAGGAAUGCGAGAAGAAAAAUGCCAAGGGUAUAAGGGAUGACAUUGAAGAGGAAGAUGACCAUGAAGCCUAUUUUCGAUACAUGGCUGAAAAUCCUAAUGCUGGUGUAAUUCAAGAGGAGGAGGAAGAAAUUGACUAUGAUAGUGAUGGCAAUCCCAUACCUCCACAGAAGAAAGUGAUUGAUCCAUUGCCUCCAAUUGACCACAGUGAGCUCGAGUAUCAGCCAUUUGAAAAGAAUUUCUACAUUGAACAUGAAGACUUGGCAAAGCUUUCACUCAUACCCCUGGCAGAACUCCGGCAGAAGCUGAAUUUAAGAGUUUCUGGUGCUGAUCCUCCCAAACCUUGUAGCAGCUUCGCCCAUUUCGGCUUUGAUGAGCAGCUGAUGCACCAGAUCCGAAAGUCAGAAUACACACAGCCUACUCCUAUACAGUGUCAGGGUGUUCCCAUUGCACUGAGCGGGAGAGACAUGAUUGGAAUUGCCAAAACUGGUAGUGGUAAAACUGCAGCCUUUAUCUGGCCAAUGUUGAUUCACAUCAUGGAUCAGAAGGAGCUGGAACUAGGGGAUGGACCUAUUGGUGUGAUCGUCUGCCCAACCAGAGAACUCUGUCAACAGAUUCAUUCUGAAUGUCGGAAGUUUGGAAAAGCCUACAACCUGAGGUCAGUGGCUGUGUAUGGUGGAGGCAGUAUGUGGGAACAGGCAAAAGCUCUUCAAGAAGGUGCAGAAAUCGUCGUGUGUACACCAGGGAGGUUGAUAGACCAUGUGAAGAAGAAAGCCACUAACCUACAGAGAGUGACCUAUUUAGUAUUUGAUGAAGCAGACAGGAUGUUUGACAUGGGAUUUGAAUAUCAGGUCCGAUCAAUAGCAAAUCAUGUCCGUCCGGACAGACAGACUUUGCUAUUCAGUGCUACUUUCCGGAAGAAGAUAGAGAGACUGGCCCGAGAUAUCCUCACUGACCCUAUCCGAGUUGUACAAGGAGACAUCGGAGAGGCAAAUGAGGAUGUAACUCAGAUCGUGGAGAUUCUUGCAGCUGGUCCUGAUAAGUGGGUUUGGCUCACAAGGCGACUUGUGGAGCUGACAUCCAGAGGCAGUGUACUCAUCUUUGUGACCAAGAAGGCUAAUAGUGAUGAGCUUGCUGCUAAUUUAAACCAGGAGGGUUAUACUGUUGGACUGUUGCAUGGAGAUAUGGAUCAGAGUGAACGAAACAAAGUCAUCUCUGACUUCAAGAAAAAGUCGAUUCCUAUUCUAGUGGCUACAGAUGUCGCAGCUCGUGGUUUGGAUAUUCCAUCCAUUAAGACCGUGAUUAACUACGAUGUGGCUCGUGAUAUUGAUACACACACUCACAGAAUUGGACGAACUGGCCGAGCAGGAGAGAAAGGAAUGGCAUAUACAUUAAUGACCAGUAAGGACAGCAAUUUUGCUGGAGAUCUUGUUCGCAAUUUAGAAGGAGCUAAUCAGUAUGUUUCCAAAGAACUGUUGGACCUGGCAAUGCAGAACCCAUGGUUCCGAAAGUCCCGUUACAAAGCUGGGAAAGGGAAAAGAAUGAAUAUUGGAGGAGGAGGAUUAGGCUACAGAGAGCGUCCAGGACUUGGCUCGGAUAAUUCAGACAGAUCAACGAACAAUGUGCUGUCUAAUUAUGAAGCAUAUAAGCCAUCCACUGGCGCAAUGGGGGAUCGAAUGUCAGCCAUGAAAGCAGCAUUCCAGUCACAAUACAAGUCACACUUUGUUGCAGCUACUGGAAGUGCUCCAAAGAUCACAGGCUCUGCUGCUGGUACUAGCAACUGGACAAGUGCUGGGAGUCUCAGCAUCAUCCCUACAUGUCCUGUGGGCAAUCAGGUCACCAACCAACCCUCAGUCCUCAACAGCAACAGUGGAGCUACUGGGCGGAACAAGGACAACAAUAAUCGAUCGGCUGAGGUCAAAAUCAAUCGCCCAAUUGAUAAUAGCCCCAGUCGUUCUGAAGUUAGUGGUCGGCAUGGAGAUAGCUUUGGUCGUCAUAGUGAUAGCUUGGGUCGCCACGGUGACGGUUUUGGUCGCCAUGGAGACGGUUUUGGUCGCCAUGGUGACAGCAGCAGUCGCCACAGCGAUUCUAGCAGUCGCCAUUCUGUCAGUAAGUACAGUGAUCGGGGUAGUGACGGCAGGCAUGGUGAACGGAGUAGUGACAGGCACAGUGAGCGUAGUGGCGAGAGAUAUGUUGACCGCAGUGACCGACAUGGCGAUCGGCGAAGUGAUAGCCGGCACAGCAAUAGGCAUGCAGAAGGUCGCGGUGACAACUGGCAUGGUGAGGCCAGAAACAGUGGCCUAAUUCGGAGCAGUGGGGAGACCGGACGUGUUGAUGAAACUGGGAAUGGUGGUGGGAGUGGGAAUAGCAGCGAGAGCAGGAAUGGAGACAGUAGAAGCAGCAGUCGGACCACUUCUACUGAGAAUGAUGGCUUUGCUGUGCCAGAGCCACCCCCCAGAAAGAAGAGGAGCCGGUGGGACAAUUAAAUUCCGGAGGUUGUCUGCUCCAUAUUCUCCUGCAGACAAACAUGCUUACACAUCAAAGCCCUGUUAGAAUCUUGGUGUAUAGUUUUAUCUGCAUAACCAUUGAAACAAAAAGGGACAUUACUGAAUGGAAUUUCAUUUAGAGUAGUGCAUCUUGUACAUUAGUGCUGGUAUUUGAAAUGAGAAACUCUGUAAGAUUCAGUUAGCUGGAAUUUUUCAGGUUGUCAGAUACUUUCAGUAUAUUUGUUUUUGCCUUUUGCUCUGCACUCUUUGUGAAACAGUAAAGUCAUCUCAAAGAUAGCUGAAAUUGUAACCUCUGACUUAUUUUCUUUUUGCUGAUUUGUGUUGUGAUAUCCAACUGCAUUUGGGUUGAGAUUGCUGUUCUGGCAGGAGUAAAUCGUGAAAAGGAAACAUUCCUUGGCUGUUUCUAAAAGCUGAGAUCAGCAGCCAGCUGUCUUCACUCUGGUUUGAGCUUCAUCAUCAAAUUCCUCACUUGUGUUUGAAAAGUUGGCUCCUUUUAUAUUCAAAUAAAGACACUUUUAAACAUGAAAUAUUUAA
Molecule: messenger RNA, 4072 nt
Organism: Mobula hypostoma (lesser devil ray)
Lineage: Eukaryota; Metazoa; Chordata; Chondrichthyes; Myliobatiformes; Myliobatidae
Gene: ddx42
Product: DEAD (Asp-Glu-Ala-Asp) box helicase 42
Exons: 20
Coding region: 617-3517 (966 amino acids)
Molecular function (GO): nucleic acid binding; RNA helicase activity; ATP binding
Source: RefSeq, a predicted model, not a curated record